Messenger RNA from Aspergillus terreus NIH2624, 1767 nucleotides. RefSeq lists its product as uncharacterized. The transcript is spliced from 5 exons. Gene Ontology annotation, biological process: transmembrane transport. Gene Ontology annotation, molecular function: transmembrane transporter activity. The coding region runs from base 1 to 1767 and encodes 588 amino acids. NCBI's taxonomy places the organism in Eukaryota, Fungi, Ascomycota, Eurotiomycetes, Eurotiales, Aspergillaceae. The record is from RefSeq and is a predicted model, not a curated record.
AUGUGGACCAGCCGGGAGCCCAAGCUGGCCGAGGACAGCAUGCCGAAACAUGACAUUGAGAAGAGCACAGCUCCCACUGAAGGGAUUCAGGAGUUCCCUGCUGGAAACCUUAGUGACUCGGAUCAGGCGUCGACGGAUUUCCAGGAUGGAAUCCAGCGAGUGAGAGCCAUCACGUCCACAUGGUCUAAGACGACGUUGUGCACAAUGUUUAUCUUGUUAUACUUGGUGUCGUUUGUCGACUACCUUCUGUCCUCCGUCCAGGGUGCCCUGAACCCAUACAUCACAUCCGCAUUCCACAAACAUGGCCUUCUCACUGCGGUCAGCGUCGUGGCCACCAUCGCGGGCGGAUCGUCGACGCUGACUCUGGCCAAGAUCAUCGACAUCUGGGGUCGUCUGCAGGGCUUUGCCUGCAUGCUGCUCCUGAUUGUCGUCGGCCUGAUCAUGAAGGCCACCUGCAAGAACAUGGAGACAUAUGUGGCAGCGCACACCCUGUACUGGGUCGGCCAUCUCAACUUGAACUACUGUGUCGACGUCAUGCUGGCGGACAUGACCACUCUCAGGAACCGUAUGCUCGUGCUUGGGAUCAUGGGCACGCCCAACAUUGCGAGCAUUUUCGCCGGCCCAAAGAUCGCCGAUCUCUUCUACACGAAUCUGAAUUUCCGCUGGGCAUUCGGCGCAUUCGCCAUCAUGCUCGUUGGAGUGUGUCUGCCCGUCAUGUUGAUCCUCCUCAUCCUGCAGAUCAAGGCGGAGAAGGCCGGGCAGCUGCAAAAGGAGCGAUCUGGCCGCACUGCUUUGCAAUCAAUCCGCUAUUACUUCCUGCAGUGCGACAUCAUCGGCAUUAUCCUGAUUACUGCGGCCUUCUCUCUGAUCUUGCUGCCUUUCAACAUCGCUGCGUACGCCCCGAAAGGAUGGGCCAGCGGCUACAUCAUUGCCAUGGAAGUCCUGGGGAUAGUCUUCCUCCCCGCCUUCUACGUCUGGGAACGCUUCUUCUCUCCCGUUCAGUUCCUCCCGUGGAAGUAUCUCAAGGAGCCCACUAUCAUCGGGUCCUGUCUCCUGUACGGCGUUAUGUUCGCCUCCUGCUUCACCUGGAACGGGUACUUUGGGUCCUACCUCCAGGUCGUCCAUCGACUGGAUAUCACCACGGCCAACUACGUUCUCAACUCCUUUUCCCUCACCUCAGCCAUCUUCAGUCCCCUCAUUGGCCUGUUAAUCCGUUACACCGGCGAAUUCAGAUGGACAGUCUGGGGGGGCAUCCCACUCCUCCUCCUCGGAACCGCCCUCCUAAUCCCCUUCCGCCAACCAGACACCCACGUCGGCAUCCUCGUGAUGACCCAGAUUCUCGUCGGCCUGGGCACCUGCGUCUUCGUCGUCUGCGGCCAACUCGCCAUCAUGGCCCCGGUGACCCACCAGGAAAUCGCCGCCGUGAUGGCCGUCUGGGGGCUGUUCGGCUCGGUCGGCGCCGCCGUCGGCAACGCCAUCGCCGGCGCAAUGUGGACCAACAUCCUCCCGGGCCAGCUGUACCAGCGGCUCCCGGAUGUCAGCAAGAACCAGACGGCGGCGAUCUACGCCGACAUGGUGCUGCAGAUGUCGUAUGCGGACGGGACGCCGGAGCGCGAUGCGAUUGUGGGCGCCUACGCGGACGUGCAGCGGAAGAUGGUCAUCGCGGGCGCUUGUAUGAUCCCGCUUUGUCUGGCCUGCGUGGUUAUGUGGCGGAAUAUCAAUGUGAAGAAGCUGGAUCGCGGUCAGACCAAGGGGAAUGUGUUCUAG